AUGCUUCAACUGGACUGUAUAAGUGUUCUGAUAGUAGUAUUCUCAAUAUACCUCAGCUUGCUGGGAUUCCAGAUUACUAUGUUGUACGUAAACUGCGUUUGUGUAUUAAAAGCCUGUUUCAAGAGAAUUAAUGACAAUUUGGCACAUGUACCAAACGUUAUGAAAAACGAUGUAAAGCAACCUGCUCCUAGCUUCAUUUGUCUCGUGCAAAGAAAUCAAUUUUUGUUGAUUGAACUCAAAACCUUAAAAAAGCAACAUCUAAUGGUUAGCGACACAGUACAAAUGCUAAAUAUAAUCUUCAGUCCGCAACUCCUGGCUACUGUAACCGUAACCAUUAUUAUUAUCACUUUUGGAUUGUAUUUCCACAUAGUUCGAUGGCAAGAUGGAGUGUUCUUUAGUUUGAAUAAAGAGCUGCUUGAUGUGUUUUUAGUGAGUAUGGCAUCUAACAUUUUUAAAAUAACACUAGUUGUAUGGGCCUGCGAGACUGGUAAGAAUCAGGCCCAAGAAAUCGUUAUCACUAUUCACGAUCUACUUAACAGCACCAAUGACGAGCAAAUAAAAAACGAGUUGCAUUUAUUUUCGUUACAAACACUACAUUGUAAAAAUACAUUUUCGACGAAAGGUCUCACUGUCGAUGCAACGCUUCUUACAGUAAUAGUGGGUAAUAUUACUACGUAUCUAUUAAUAUUGAUACAAUUCUUAAAUAUGUCGCAUUCUUGUGACGGAAAUACAACAACUAGUGCCUGUUUCAAAAGUAUUAAUGACAAUUUGGCGUAUAUGCAAAUUCUCAUGACAAACGAUACACAACCUCGCGGUUCCAGAUCAAUUUGCCAUAUGUCGAGAAAUCAAUUUUUGCUAACCGAAUUGAAGAUCCUGAUGAAAUGGCACCUGAUGGUUAGCAACACUGUAAAAACGCUGAAUAUAAUCUUCAGUUUGCAAAUCCUUGCUAUUAUAAUUAUGUCCAUUUGUAACGUCACUUUUCAAGUGUAUUUCCGUGUAGUAAGAUGGAAAGAUGGAAUAUAUAUUAACUUUGAUAUAUACUUCGUCGACGCCCUUUUAACGGCAAUAGGAUAUUACGUUAUAAAUAUAAUAUUACUUAUGUGGGCCUGCGAGACUGGCAAGAAUCAAGCUCAAGAGAUCAGCACCACCGUUCACGACGCACUCAACAGUACCAAUAAUGAGCAGAUUAAGAAAGAGUUGCAACUAUUUUCUUUACAAAUACUGCAUCACGAAAAUAUAUUUUCGGCAAAGAGCCUCAAUGUAGACGCAAAGCUUCUCGCAGCAGCGUGUUUUAAAAGAAUUAAUGACAAUCUGACAAACAUGAAAAGUGUCAUAGAAAAUAAUGAGUCACAUAUCUCUAGAUUGAACUAUCAUGACCAGAGAAAUCAGUUUCUGAUCAUGGAGCUCAAAGCUCUGAAGAAGGAACAUCUCGCAAUCAGUGAUACAGUACAGAUGCUAAACAUGACUUUCAGUUUGCAUCUUCUUGCUACAGUUCUCUUGGUCUUCUCCACUGUCACCGUUACUUUGUAUUACUACAUACUGUUCUGCCUGUAUCUUUUGACUAUUGAUGUGCCAAGAAGUGUAUUGCAUCACACAAGCUUUGUUAUAUACCUGUUAUAUAGUACUAUAAAAAUCACAUUGAUAGUAUGGGCCUGCGAGACGGGCAAAAAUCAGACUCAGCAAAUGAGCGUGUCCAUUCACGAUGUGUUUAACAUCACCACUAAUGAGCAAAUCAAAUAUGAGUUACAACUAUUUUCUUUGCAAAUACUUCAUUGCAAUAACACAUUUGGUGCAAAAGGUCUCACUGUGGAUGCAAAACUUUUCGCUGAGAUAGUGGGUUGCAUUGCCACAUAUAUAAUAAUAAUGUUUCAAUUCAAGUUUUUCUCUUGCGAGAAAGAGAUGGCAAACAAUAUUACGGAAGUAAUCUAAUAAGACACAUAAUUAAACAAACAAACGUAUUAAAAAUACUUGAUUAUUGUUGCGACGAAUAGAUGGACUACUAAGGUAUCUCGUCGAGCUAAGCUGUUGAUUCUUGCGUUGCUAAGCGUCACGCGUCUUUUUGGAUGUCAUGCUGCGAUCAGCGUUUCAACGUGUGGAUCG
Molecule: messenger RNA, 2100 nt
Organism: Vollenhovia emeryi
Lineage: Eukaryota; Metazoa; Arthropoda; Insecta; Hymenoptera; Formicidae
Exons: 8
Coding region: 1-1929 (642 amino acids)
Biological process (GO): sensory perception of taste
Cellular component (GO): axon; membrane; neuronal cell body
Source: RefSeq, a predicted model, not a curated record